AUGACAGACGUAGUGGUGGUCCUGAUGAAGGAUUACGUUAAGUUUUGCGUACUGCUGGCUAUGGAUUUUGCUGGUCAAACGUGUUGGAUGGAGGACAAUGGCAGUCGUGGCAGCACUGAAAAAAAGCCGAAGACAACAGCGGUAGCAGUGGCAGCAGUAGCGGCAGCAGUAGCAGUAGCAGCAGUAGCAGUAGCAGCAGUAGUAGCAGUAGCAGCAGUAGCAGCAGGGCUUGGCCAUGGCCAAUUUGUCGUUAAUAAAGCACAACUCGUCUGUACGCAGCCUCUGGAGCGGACAAAAAUAGAACGAAUUCUUCUCAACUCCAGUUGAUUGCUCUAUCCGAUCUGCUCCACUCCGUUAUCUCGUAGUCCGCGGUGCGAAUUUCCGCAAGGUGGCAGUCCAAUUGACAGCUCGAUGCUUCCACGCGUUACACGUCCCCGUGAUUUACGUAUUGCUCCAGCACCUCCUCUUCUAUCACGAACAGCAGAUGAUUUCAUAACAGCGUCCAAGAAACACGGCAAUGGCAGCACUGCUCCAGGGUAA
This is a messenger RNA of Gongylonema pulchrum, 540 nucleotides long. NCBI's taxonomy places the organism in Eukaryota, Metazoa, Nematoda, Chromadorea, Rhabditida, Gongylonematidae. The record is from the annotation of a GenBank genome assembly.